This is a messenger RNA of Tupaia belangeri chinensis (Chinese tree shrew), 2757 nucleotides long. RefSeq names its product zinc finger X-linked protein ZXDB. Gene Ontology annotation, cellular component: nucleus. Lineage: Eukaryota; Metazoa; Chordata; Mammalia; Scandentia; Tupaiidae. Gene Ontology annotation, molecular function: transcription coregulator activity. The record is from RefSeq and is a predicted model, not a curated record. Gene Ontology annotation, biological process: regulation of transcription by RNA polymerase II.
GCCACGCCCCCGCCGCCAGCCUGCCAGCCUGGGGUCGCGCCCGCUCCUCAGCCCGGGGGUCUGAUCGCCCCGCAAGCCGGGUUCCCGCAUGCCUCGCAGCCGGGCGACUGCCCAGAGCUGCCGCCCGACCUCCUACUGGCGGAGUCAGCGGACCCCGCGUCCGCCCCGGCGCCGGAGGAGGAGGCUGAAGGCCCGGUGGCAGUCCAGAGCCCCCGCGGGCAGCUGGGCGUGGGCCAGAGCCCGGGCCUGAGCCCGGGCCCAGGCGUAGUGCUGUACCUGUGCCCCGAGGCACAGUGCGGACAAACCUUCUCCAAGAAGCACCAGCUGAAGGUGCACCUGCUGACGCACAGCAGCAGCCAGGGCCAGCGGCCCUUCAAGUGCCCCCUGGGUGGCUGCGGCUGGACCUUCACCACUUCUUAUAAGCUCAAGAGGCACCUGCAGUCGCACGACAAAUUGCGGCCCUUCGGCUGCCCAGCCGAGGGAUGUGGCAAGAGCUUCACGACGGUGUACAACCUCAAGGCGCACAUGAAAGGUCAUGAGCAGGAGAACUCAUUCAGAUGCGAGGUGUGUGAGGAGAGCUUUUCCACACAGGCCAAGCUCGGUGCCCAUCAGCGCAGCCACUUUGAGCCCGAGAGGCCCUACCAGUGCGCGUUUUCUGGCUGCAAGAAGACGUUUAUCACAGUGAGUGCCCUGUUUUCCCAUAACCGCGCCCAUUUUAGGGAACAGGAACUCUUUUCCUGCUCCUUUCCUGGCUGCAGCAAGCAGUAUGACAAGGCUUGUAGGCUGAAAAUUCACCUGCGGAGCCACACGGGCGAGAGGCCUUUCCUAUGCGACUUUGAUGGCUGCGGCUGGAACUUCACCAGCAUGUCUAAACUCUUAAGGCACAAAAGGAAGCACGAGGAUGACCGGAGGUUCACAUGCCCUGUGGAAGGCUGUGGGAAAUCUUUCACAAGGGCCGAGCAUUUGAAAGGCCACAGCAUAACCCACCUGGGCACAAAGCCUUUCGUGUGUCCGGUGGAAGGCUGCUGUGCCAGGUUCUCCGCUCGCAGUAGCCUCUACAUACAUUCCAAGAAACAUCUGCAGGAUGUGGACACUUGGAAAAGCCGUUGUCCAGUCGCCACUUGCAAUAAGCUCUUCACAUCCAAGCACAGCAUGAAGAUGCACAUGGCCAAAAGGCACGACCUUGGCCACGAUCUCUUAGCUCAGCUAGAAGCUGCAGAUUCUCUUACGCCCAGCAGCGAACUUACCGGCCAGGGUCAGAGUGAUCUCAGUGAAGCCGAGAUAGUGUCUCUCUUCUCUGAUGUUCCUGGCAAUAGUUCUGCUGCGGUGCUGGACACAGCAUUGGUGAACUCUGGUAUCUUGACUAUUGAUGUGGCUUCUGUCAGCUCAACUCUGGCAGGAAACCUCCCUGCCAAUAAUAAUUCCUUAGGGCAGGCUGUGGACCCUCAGGCCUUGAUGGCUGCCAAUGACCAUCCUCAAAAUCUGGAUACCUCUCUCUUUUUUGGAACCACGGCUGCUGGUUUUCAGCAGAGUCCCUUAGAUAUGGAUGAUGUCUCAAGUGUGAGUGUGGGGCCAUUGGGAUCUCUGGGCUCUUUGGCCAUGAAAACCUCGAGUCCACAGCCCCAGGCUUUGACACCCAGCAGUAAGCUAACAGUGGACACAGAUGCUCUGACUCCCUCGAGCACCCUUUGUGAAAAUAGUGUCUCAGAACUACUGACACCGACCAAAGCAGAAUGGAGCGUACAUCUUGGCCCUGACUUCUUUGGACAGGAGGAAGAAACUCAGUUUGGAUUCUCCAAUCCAACCGGAAACCAUGGUUCUCAGAAAGAAACAGAUCUUAUCACGGUGACUGGCAGCUCAUUUUUGGUAUGAACCAACUCUAUUCAUUCUGUGCCUCGUGGCGUACUUUUACUAAGCUCAAUCUUCAGGGUAUAUUCUGGACUAAGCGUUCAAAUGCAGUCAUUUCUUACUGGUUUGGAAAAGAACUGCACCCUGAACAACAAAUUUGGAAUUAAAUUCUGAUCUGGUGUCUGGAACUGACAAGUUGCAAAACCCUGAGCAAGUCACUUACCCUAUGUGAGCCUUAAGGUCCUUAUUUGUAAAAUGAGGUGGUUUGAAGAGAUAGAUUCUAAGGUAUUUUAAGCCUUGUGAUUUUUUAAUAAUAUUUGUUACCUUGAAAAAUAUGAGGACAUUUUUAAUGAUGAUGAUGUUGUGUUUUUCCAAACAUGUAUAAAAGUUACAUAUUAUAAUAACAUUCACGUCAUUUGCAACCACUGCUACAACUUUUCAUGAACAAUAUGAUUUAAGAAUUCUCUACUUAAUCCCCCUUCUUCAGUAUUAUUUUUGAACAGAUACCAGAUAUCAUUUCAUCCAUAAAUUUUCAGUAUAUUUCUCUGAAGUAUAUGGUAAGUCAUGGACAGAAAACUAUAAUUCCAUUGUUGGUAACAGUAAUUAACAUUAACAAUAAUUCCUUAAUACCUGUAGAUAUGCAAUCAUGGGUCAGACUUUCAAUUGUCUCUUUAACUUUUAAGAUAUUGUAAAUAAUUUGGAUAUAUAUGUCAUCUUUUUAAUCUUUCUGUCCCUUCAUCUUUUUUUGUCAUUAUUUACGAAAUGAGAUUUUUCACAUGUAUCAUCUUUCAUAGUCUAGGUUUGCUGAUUACAACUCUGUGGUAGCGUUUACUUUUUCUAUCCUCUCUUUCCUCAGUUUGGUGGUUGGUGAUUUUUUUUUUAGCGUGAAUAUUUCAUUUUCAAAAAAGC